AUGCUGCAGAUGGUCAGGACGCUUGCCCAGUUCACCAUCGCAUUGGAAGACAUGCGAGAACUUGGGGAGGCGGCCGACCCCACUGGGUUGAACCCCCCUUCCUCGGUCGGGGGGAACGCCGAGGAGGGCCCAGAGAAGACCCCCGGAGCCAACUGCAGCAAUAGAAGUAGCCCCGUCAGGAACGGCACGGCUGAGGAUAUGCGGAAACACGUCACCAUGACGCUCUUGGACACAGAGCAGUCCUAUGUGGAAUCUCUCCGGACCCUGAUGCAGGGUUACAUGAAGCCCCUGAAGCAGCCGGAAAAUUCCACCCUCUGUGACCCCUCGCUGGUGGAUGAGAUCUUUGAUCAGAUUCCCGAGUUGUUGGAACAUCACGAGGAGUUCCUGGAGCAAAUCUCCGAAUGUGUGCAGAACUGGCAUGAGAAACAGAAAGUGGGAGAGAUCUUAGUACAGUCUUUUUCCAAAGACAUCUUGGUGAAUAUUUAUUCUGCCUACAUCGAUAACUUUCUCAAUGCCAAAGAUGCUGUAAGGAUUGCUAAAGAAGCCCGACCGGCGUUCAUGAAGUUUCUGGCGCAAAGCAUGCGAGAAAACAAAGAAAAACAGGCCCUCUCCGAUCUCAUGAUCAAGCCAGUGCAACGAAUUCCACGCUAUGAACUUCUGGUCAAGGACCUUCUGAAACAUACUUCAGAGGAGCAUCCAGACUAUCCAUUCUUGAUAGAAGCCCAGAAGAGCAUCAAGCAGGUGGCUGAGAAGAUCAAUAAAGGGAUGAAGAGCGCGGAAGAGGUGGAGCGGAACGCUCGCAUACUGCAGGAGAUUGAAUCACAUAUUGAAGGAAUGGAAGAUCUUCAGGCUCCCCUUCGGAGGUUCUUACGGCAGGAGAUGGUGAUAGAAAUGAAGCCUGUGGGUGGAAGGAAGGAUCGUUCCCUUUUCCUCUUCACUGAUUUGUUGGCGUGCACUACGCUGAAACGCAAGUCAGGGUCUCUGCGGCGGAGUUCGAUGAGUCUCUACACGGCAGCCAGUGUGAUAGACACCGCCAGCAAGUACAAGUUGCUUUGGAAAAUGCCUCUGGAAGACGUAGACAUUGUGAAAGGGAGCUCUCAGUCCACCAACCGCGACAGCAUCCAGAAGGCCAUCUGCCGCCUGGACGAAGACCUGAGCACGCUUGGACAAGUCAGCAAACUUUCUGAGACUCUCAGUUUCCCCCACCAGACCCUGGAUGAUGUUAUCAAGGACUUAAUGGCUGCCAUCCACCGGGAACUCACGGAGAAGCAGUCGAUGUCAUUCACCAUGUCCUUUCCACCCAACAAAAUGGAGCUCACCGUUACCAAAUCCGACAGCACCGACUCUCAUAUUUUUGAAUUUCCCAAUCCAGAUGCACGUCAUAGUUUUGAACAAGGCUUCGAGGAUGCAAAGAAAAAGCUAGCUUCUAACAAAAAUUGUCUGGACCCCGAGUUCCUGAAAGCAAUUCCCAUUAUGAAAACACGGAGUGGGAUGCAAUUCUCCUGCGCCUCCCCCAGCCACAACAACCCGGAGAAUGCCUACGAGGUCUGGGUCUGCAACAGCGACGGUUACGUCGGGCAGGUUUGUCUGCUCAGCAUCAAGAAGGAGCCCAUCGUGGAGGCUUGCAUCGCAGUCUGUUCCGCCCGGAUCCUGUGCAUCGCCUCGGUGCCUGGUCUCAAGAGGACCUACAGGGAACGUCCAAUCUCUCUGGCCAGCCCAGCCUCGGAGCCCGCUAAUCCCACCCUGGAUGAGGCUGCACCUCAACCAUGUUUGCAUAUCUCCAUUUCGGGCUCUUCUCUGGAGAUCUCGGAGCCAGUGGACAGCACCGGCCGGGAACUUGUCCCUUUUGACAGCGACGACACCGAUGAUGAGUCCUCCCCAAGUCCCUCCGGCACGCUUCAGAGCCAUUCCACCAUCUCCAGUUUUACAAAUGAGGAGAUUCCAAGCUCCAAAGAUGUGACAGCAGAGACCACCAGCUCCGAAGAGGAGCAGGAUCCAAGUAGUUUCCUCCCCAACGGUCGCCCCUUUGCCCAGAACCGGAUCAGCGAAAGCUCCAUGGAUGGCCGAGCUAUGAGACGCUCCAGUCAAGGGUCCUUUACCAGGGCCAGCCUGGAAGACCUGCUGAGCGUGGAUCCUGAGGCCUAUCAAAGUUCCAUGUGGCUGGGAACAGAGGAUGGUUGCAUCCACGUCUAUCAGUCUUCAGACAACAUUCGCAACAGGAAGAACAGCCUGAAGAUGCAGCAUUCAGCCUCUGUUACGUGCAUUUUGUAUCUUGACAACCAGGUGUUCGUGUCGCUGGCCAAUGGAGAGCUGGUUGCCUAUCAGAGGGAAGCAGGGCGUUUUUGGGAUUCUCAGAACUCCAAGUCUCUCUUGUUGGGCUCCCCAGGCAGCCCCGUGACCAAGAUGGUGGCCGUGGGUGGAAAGCUCUGGUGUGGAUGCCAGAACCGAAUCAUUAUCCUCAAGACUUCCACACUGCUGCAGGAGCACACCUUUCUGGUUGGGCAGGACAGCAAUCGCAGCGUGACCUGCCUGGUGACCUCCAGCGUAGGGAUUUGGGUCACCCUCCAGGGGAGCGCCCAGGUGAGACUUUAUCAUCCUGCCAGCUAUGAUCAGUUGGCUGAAGUGGACGUCACCCCUCCGGUCCACAAGAUGCUGGCAG
Messenger RNA from Python bivittatus (Burmese python), 2659 nucleotides. The record is from RefSeq and is a predicted model, not a curated record. NCBI's taxonomy places the organism in Eukaryota, Metazoa, Chordata, Lepidosauria, Squamata, Pythonidae.